This is a messenger RNA of Cottoperca gobio, 2208 nucleotides long. RefSeq names its product lactamase, beta 2 (gene lactb2). The record is from RefSeq and is a predicted model, not a curated record. Lineage: Eukaryota; Metazoa; Chordata; Actinopteri; Perciformes; Bovichtidae. Gene Ontology annotation, cellular component: mitochondrial matrix. Gene Ontology annotation, molecular function: RNA endonuclease activity; single-stranded RNA binding. The transcript has 7 exons. The coding region runs from base 110 to 970 and encodes 286 amino acids.
AGUAAACAUUGUCCACAUUUCCGUUAUAUAUCCUGUUCUUGAGGUUGGACUUUAGUUUGCGCAUGUUUUGUUCUUUUAUUUAACAUCUAACGUAUAAUCGGCUCUCGCUAUGAGUGCAGUGAUUCCUCGGAUAGAGCAGCUGUCCUCUAGAGUUGUUCGGAUCCUGGGCUGUAACCCGGGGCCGAUGACCCUGCAGGGGACCAACACGUACCUGGUCGGCACUGGGCAAAGGCGAGUGCUGAUAGACACCGGAGAACCUGCUGUGCCUGAAUACAUCAGCAGUCUCAAACAGGCUCUGAAGCAGUUCAACACCAGCAUCCAGGAGAUCAUCGUCACACACUGGCAUCAAGACCACACGGGCGGCGUGGAAGACAUCUGCAGGGACAUCACUGGUUCUGAGGUCCGGGUCAGCAAACUGCCUCGCUCCAGCCAAGUCCCAGAGACGGCUGGAAACAAAAGCUUUACUUAUCUAAAAGAUGGAGAUGUUGUCCUGACGGAGGGGGCCACACUCAAAGUGCUGUUCACCCCGGGCCACACGGACGACCACAUGGCCUUGCUGCUGGAGGAGGAGCGGGCUCUCUUCUCUGGAGACUGCAUCCUGGGCGAAGGCACGGCCGUGUUUGAGGAUCUCUACGACUACAUGAGAUCUCUGAAGAUGCUGCUGGACUCUCAGGCUAACUUCAUCUACCCGGGUCACGGACCUGUGGUUAAAGAUGCUGGCUCUAAGAUCCGACACUACAUCAGCCACCGGGACCAAAGAGAGCAGCAGAUCCUGGCGGCCAUUCAGGACGGAGCAGGGAAGCCUUUCUCCUCCAUGGAGCUCGUCAAGAUCGUCUACAAGGAAACUCCUGAAUACCUGCACCAAGCAGCGAAUGUGAACCUGGUCCAUCACUUAAAGAAACUGGAGAAAGAAGGCAAGAUCUGCCUGGUGAACGCAUCAUCCAACACCACAUGGAAGAGUAACCUGUGAUGUCCAAAGAGGCCGUGAAGAAACGAACUCGUGUUAACCGUUCAGCAGCGAUAAUGAAAACCAGCCGGUCGACGGUUCAUAAUUUUCUAAAAUGUUUAGAGUCUAAUACUUUUUAGAUCUGUGGGUUCACACAUGUGUUAAUGACGGUGGUCACACAUGAUGCCUCGGGUGUUUCCUGACUCCCCAGGACUGAGCUGCAGCUGAACUUGUCUGCGGCACACUGAAAGAGUAGCUCCGUCCUUCCUUCUAAGUAUCUCUUCCCCAAGUUUCUCAGACGGCGCUGUUGUUGACAUCAAACAAAUAUUGUAGCCUUUGCUUAAAUUAGAAGACUAUCUACGGCUGUGGCUCUAAAGCAUCCAGAGAAUAAUCCUGAACAGCCAUUUGAUUCAUAAAAUAGUUGUUUUAUUCGUGUAGUUUGGUCCACAAUCCUGGCUUCUGUUCUCCUGCUUCUUUAGGUUCUUUAACUCCAGCAGUUAAAGAAGAACAGAUGUUAGGAGGUGGGAGAUGCUUACAUGUCGCCACAUUAUUAUUAUUAUUAUUAUUAUUAAUAAUAAAAAAGGCACCUUGGUGUGGAGGCUCUGGGUAAAGAAAGGUCACAGGAUAAAGAGACUGUUGGCUGUGACAGAUGACUUUACAUGCAGAGAAUCUAUUUAUAUCCAGAGCAGCAUUUAGAUUUAUUUUGUGCGGUCACCUUAUGAAAUAGUCUUUUUAUAGUCCUGAUAAUUAAGCACUUGUUCUAGAAAAGCUGCACAAGUUUCCAGUCGAUCACUAGGUGGCAGUAUCUGCUCAUUCAUUUUAAUGGGGCAGAACUUGAACAGUGAAUCUAUUGCAACAUAUAGCAAACAUUACAAAUGUUUUGCAUUUGUUCAAAAUAAAGAAAUGUGAAGAUUGUGCCAUCUACUGGGAGGUGCUGUUGUAUUUUGAGUUAGAACGAUUGUGCAUUUGUGAUAAUUAUUAGAUCAUACUUAGGGAUAACUCAUGUUUAUAUACUCAUAAAUACUUCAGCUUUCAGCAGCUCAGUUAAAUCAUCAUGACACAGUGUAAUAUGAGUAAUAAUUAGAUCUUCUGUGUGAACGUUUGACCUGCGGUCGACCCCUUCAUGACUCAUCUGUUUUCAUAUUGACUAACAGCUCUGAUGCAAUCUGACCGUUUGUUUUUUAAGUACGGGAAAAGCUUUUUCUGCUUUCUGCUGCUCAACUUCCACACUUACAAUAAAGAUCUACAGUUCAUGAACCGUG